GCUUCUCUCCGGUUCAAUGGCGGCAGUUGGAGCGUCGUCCUUCGUGUUUUCUUGGGUUUUUGUUGACGGAGCAGCAGCGGGAGAGUUAAUAAAGAUGUAAGAUAGAAACAGCAGCAGUUGAUGAACUCUGGAAAGAAGAGAAACGGUUUGAAGCUCAGCAGGAACUGCUCAGUAACGGUUGAAGGAAAGUUUGGAGAGAGAAAAGCUACCAGAGAUGUGGAGACAGCAGGUCAAACAGCGACUGGAUGCAGCAGAGGAGCAGAGACACGAAAUACUGGAUGCUGCUUUCAGCCCCGAAGAUCGGCUGCAGUCAUUAGAUGUUCAGCAGAUGCUGCUGGUUAAAGAGGCUCCUGAAGAACAGAGUCCUGGUGUGGACCACAUAAAGGAGGAACAGGAGGAACUCUGGAUCAGUCAGGAGGAAGGAGGGCAGCUCAGUGUGAAGGAAGAGACUGAUGCCCCCAGGUGUCCAGAGACUCUCCACCUAAAGGAGGAACUCUGGACCGGUCUGGAGGGAGAGCAGCUCAGUGUGAAGGAGGCUGAUGCAAACAUGUUUCCAUUAACUGCUGCUCCUCUGAAGAGUGAAGAUGAUGAAGAGAAACCUCUGUUCUCACAGCUUCAUCAAAUAGAAAACAGAGAUAUUCCAACCAGUAGCGUAGCUGACCAGAUGAAAGUAGAACCUGAUGAAGAGGACUAUGGAGAAGCAGAAUCCAACAGGAAGACAGAUCUGAACACUCAUGGAGACACUUUCAACUCUUCUGAGACUGAAGACAGCGAGGAAGAUGAUGUGAACCAUCCUGACUCAGGAUCUGAGACUGAAGACAGUAAUGAUGACUGGAAGGAGAGCAGGACUCGUGAGUCAGGUGGAAACUCUGUCAGCAGAUCUAUAAACUGCUCUGACUGUGGCCAACAGUUUGAUACCAAGCUCUCUCUUCAGACUCACAUGGCAGAUCAUUCACCAAAUAGCUCUUCAGCUAAUAGAAAAUGUUUUAGCGAAAAGAAAAAUGUAGACACACCAAAGAAAGACCAAAAGGGUUUAAAAUGUGAUGAAUGUGGUAAAAGUUUUGAGAAGAAAAAUCAUCUAAACAAACACAUGAGAGUUCACACUGGAGAAAAACCAUUUGGGUGUCAUCUUUGUGGCCAAAGUUUUAGUAUUAAAUCAACUUUAAACAGUCACAUGAGGGUCCACACUGGAGAGAAACCAUUUGGUUGUGAUGUUUGUGGACAUAAAUUUAGCAUAAAGUCAUCUUUAAACAAACACAUGAGAAUACACACAGGAGAGAAACCAUUUGCCUGUGAUGUUUGUGGGCAUAAAUUUAGCGUGAAAUCAGCAUUAAAUAUGCACAUAAAAACCCACACAGGAGAGAAACCAUUUGGUUGUGAUGUUUGUGGACAAAGAUUUAGCCGAAAGUCAACCUUGAAUUUGCACACAAAAAACCACACGGGGCAGAAACAGUUUGUUUGUGAUGUUUGUGGAAAAGGAUUUAAUGAUAAUUCAUCUUUAAAAAAGCACAUCAGGAUCCACACAGGAGAGAAACCAUUUGGUUGUGAUGUUUGUGGGAAAAGCUUUAACGACAAGUCGACUUUAAAAAAACACAUGAAAAUUCACAUUGUUUGUAAUAUUUGUGGAAAAACAUUUAACCAAGAGGCAAGUUUAAACAUUCACAUGAGAAUCCAUGCAGAAGAGAAACAUAUGCUUAUGAUUUUAUUGCCAUAGAUUCUCAUGUGUAAGCUAACUGUAGAGACUCUCCUUAAAGUCUCUGUUAGUCCAGCUUGGAAGGUCCAGGUUUUAUGUGUGAAAAGCUACAAACUGAGGAGGGGGGGACUGCUGCUCACUUAUAAAACUUAUACAUCUGAUGCUAAUGAAGGUAUCUCAUUUAUUCAUAAUAUAGUUUGAGAAAUUGUAGUUACAAAGCUGCCGUAGGUAACCUUUGGUAAAAUGUACUUUUCACAUAUUUGUUAAAAUUGUCACUAUUCCUAACAGUAGCAUAUAGUUAGAUAAUUUGUGAAAAUAAAUCAAGCUCUUCUGGUUCCUCCCAGUGGUCCAACUGUCACUUGCAGAAAACACUGUUCCCAGUCAAAAACAAACAAUCAGAGCCAGGAGGAAUUAGCAGUGUCAAUCUUUCUGGUGUAUGAGCUACACACACCCUCCCUGCACAGCACAUACUGUUAUUUAAGCUAAAGAUUGCUGGUGUGGUGCAGCCCUGAUAAUAUGGGCAGGCUAGUUAUAGUGAGCCAUAUCAUUAAUGUUUUGUCUCUACCUGUGAAUGUGCCAUAGCUGUUUAUCUGCCGUGAUCUGUGGCCCUGCUUACUAGCCUUCAUGGCAGGCUGAGCUGUGGGGGGAAGGCUGUAGCACAGCCGAGAGCAAGGGAGAAAGUCCUGUAAGGUGUGCUUGUUCAAAUUUUCAGGCUAAGUCCAUGAUGUCAUGGACCCCCGAUGAUGGCAGAUAAACAGUUAUGGCACAUUUACUGGUAGGGACAAAACAUGCAGUGGACUACAAAAUCACAGCGAGAAAUAGAAAUGGCACUGGUCCAAUAGUACAUUCUCUGUUUCAACAGUUUAGUAGAAUAAAAAAAAUAUUCACAACAGUAUUGGAAUUCAUUUAAAUUGAAUUCUAACUCACCUAAAAUCAGGUAAGUGAAUCAGAAGGAACAUGUGGAUUUACAGAGGAAAGUCCAGAUAGAUUUUAAAUAUUUUAGCUGUGCUGAUUGUUGGAAACGUUUUAGCAAGAAACAAUAUUUAAAAAUCCACACAGAUCCACAAAGGAGAGAAACCAUUUGUUGAAAAGAUUUAACUACAAGUCCCUUUUAAGAACACAUGAAGUCCACACUAGAGGGUGACACGGGAGUGGAUUUUCUCUCCUGUCCCAU
This is a messenger RNA of Girardinichthys multiradiatus, 2867 nucleotides long. Its product is annotated as zinc finger protein OZF-like. Gene Ontology annotation, cellular component: nucleus. Gene Ontology annotation, molecular function: RNA polymerase II cis-regulatory region sequence-specific DNA binding; DNA-binding transcription activator activity, RNA polymerase II-specific. Lineage: Eukaryota; Metazoa; Chordata; Actinopteri; Cyprinodontiformes; Goodeidae. Gene Ontology annotation, biological process: regulation of transcription by RNA polymerase II. The transcript has 2 exons. The record is from RefSeq and is a predicted model, not a curated record. The coding region runs from base 215 to 1714 and encodes 499 amino acids.